Molecule: messenger RNA, 1860 nt
Organism: Dendrobium catenatum
Lineage: Eukaryota; Viridiplantae; Streptophyta; Magnoliopsida; Asparagales; Orchidaceae
Product: protein STICHEL-like
Exons: 5
Coding region: 196-1461 (421 amino acids)
Source: RefSeq, a predicted model, not a curated record
GAUAAUUUCUUAGUGACAGAAUGUGACUUGAAGAGAUUAGAGCAGGCGUUGAAAAUCCUUUCUGAUGCCGAAAAGCAGUUGAAACAUUCUAGUGAACACUCCUCUUUACUAACGACUGCGCUGCUUCAGCUUGCUUCUAGAAAAAAUAUUGAGUCAACUCAACCGAACAUUAGUGGAAAGCAUACUACUUCCAAAAUGGCCGACAUAAAAAAAUGCUCUGCAUUUUCUAGUAGGUCCUCCAAUUUGCGUGCAUUGCGAGAAUUGAGUUCUGCUAGUGUUACUAGCAUAAGGAGCACAAGGCCUACCCCUUGUGGUCACCACACACCAUCUAGAAUGCUCACGGCUGUUGAGCCUGCAAAAAUUCAAUCAGUUAAAAGCUCUUCAGAAGAUGCUCUUUUACUUUAUGAUGCCACUCAAAAAACUUGGAAGCUAUCUGAGAUUUGGAGAACGUGCAUUGAAAAGUGCUAUUCAAAAACAUUGAGACAAAUGCUAUCAGUUCAUGGAAAGCUCAUCUCAUUAACUGAAAAUGAAGGUAUAUUGAUUGCUUUCAUAGCAUUUGUGGAUAGUUGUAUAAAAUUGAGAGCUGAAAGGUACUCAAGUAGCAUCGCAAAUUUAUUGGAGAUGGUCCUAAAACGGAAUGUUCGGGUAAAAAUGGGUCUAAUUCCUGAUGGCAGUAUCAAUUUUAAACCACCACUUGACUCACACACAGAACAGUACAUGGCGAAGCUUGAGUUCCUGGAUAACCAAAGAAAGAUGUUACCUGAUGGCAUAAAGGGCUCGCCUUAUAAAGAUGGUUUUGAAGGUGCUGGUCACAAAAAAUUAGAGAAAUGUAGCAGCUCAUUUCCACAAGAUGAUACUUUCCAAAGUGGAAGUUCCUCAGGUUCUUCAGAAGAAAAUGAUUGGUCCUCUGCCUUGAAAGAAAAAGGGAUGGAGAUUGCAGUUCUUAACAUGGAUACUAAAACUUCUUCUAAUGGGCAAAAACUAGAAAAUGCAUGGAUGCAAGAUGCUGAAAAUGGUAUAUCUGGAUUUCCAGUUCUUUCAAAAACUAACAAGAACAUAUCCAUUCACCAUAAUGGCUGGAAUGGUGAGCUGUUUUAUGAUCCAUCAGUUGCGAUGGAUAGACCAAUGAAACGUUGGGAAAAUGAACGAAAUCAUGGAAUCAAUGCUCUAAAACUAUAUGAUAUUCAAACCCAGCACAAGUCACAAGUCGUUGGGGAUAAGAUUAACUAUGCUAUUUCGCCUAGUCUACUACAUAGCAACAGCUUUGGGAACAAUUUUGGCAAAGAAAACUUGGAAUAUGAAUCUGGACCUGGUUGUAGCGGGCUCUUUUGUUGGAAAACCAACAGACCCCACAAACAUCAGGUGAAGCCAGAAGUCCAUCGCAAGUUUCGAAAGGCUAGCCACAUUUUGCUUUGUGGGCGGCGGGCGAAGUCAAGGAUGAGAAGAGAACCAUUUAUCUGAUGAUUAAAAGGUCAAAAAGUGUUGAUCAUAGUCUGCCUACUGAUUUUUCUGGUUAUGAGCAAUUUUCAGAGGAAUAGGAAUAAAGGAAGGGGUCAUUGAUGGUUUCCUUAAUGAUGUUUGCAAAGAGUUCCAUGCGGUAAAAUUCAAAUUCUGAUCAGUGAAUAUGGUAUUUUUUUAACGGAAAAUGUAGCAAACUAUUGCUAUGUUCUACCCUCCCGAUUGUUGAGUUACUAAUUGCAUGGUAAGGUUUUAAGGUAGCUUGCAUGGAUUGAGCAUUUAUUGUAUUAUUCUACAUGGCUACUGUACUUGGGCCUCUGACAUGCAUACAGCAUAUUCAGGUAUAUAAAAGACGUGUCUUGUUUAUUCUUUAACAAAGCUAUUCUUUUUCACAUUUACUAA